This is a messenger RNA of Salvia miltiorrhiza (redroot sage), 917 nucleotides long. Its product is annotated as casparian strip membrane protein 2-like. Lineage: Eukaryota; Viridiplantae; Streptophyta; Magnoliopsida; Lamiales; Lamiaceae. The record is from RefSeq and is a predicted model, not a curated record. Bases 144 to 749 code for a protein of 201 amino acids. The transcript is spliced from 3 exons.
AAACUAAUCCAUCUUCAAUCAAAAUAUUCUCUCUUCUUCAGCCGCUAUAAAUCUCUUCACUAAUUCUUCAACACAAAAUCAUCCAAUUCUCUCCCACUACACCUCAACCAAUUAAACAUACUAGAAGAAGAAGAAAAAUUACGAUGAUGAAUUCGACAAAAAGCAGUGGCGAAGCAGCCAUAAACAUCUCCGAAUCCAAAUCGACCAAAGCCAAAACCGCCGCUGCAACUCGGCUCCCGCAAGCUCCGUGGAAGAGAGGCGCUUCCAUUUUCGACUUCAUUCUCAGGCUCUGCGCCGCCGCUGCCGCGCUCGCCGCCGCCGCCACCAUGGGCACCACCGACGAAACGCUCCCUUUCUUCACUCAGUUCUUCCAGUUCCAAGCCAGCUACGAUGAUCUCCCCGCUUUCACGUUUUUUGUGGUGGCAAAUGCUAUUGCUAGUAGCUACUUAGUAUUAUCUUUGCCUUUCUCCAUUAUUGGAAUUGUUCGCCCUCAAGCAGCAGGAAUCAAGCUUCUUCUUCUCAUCUUCGACACGGCGGUGGCGGCUUUUACCACAGCGGCGGCAGCGGCAGCGGCGGCCAUUGUGUACCUAGCGCACAACGGCAACUCCACGGUGAACUGGCUAGCCAUCUGCCAGCAGUUCACCGAUUUCUGCCAGCGCGUGAGCGGCGCGGUGGUGGCGUCGUUCAUCGCCGCCGUCAUCCUCAUCUUCCUGAUCGUGCUUUCCGCGGUGGCGCUGCGCAGCCACUGAUCGUAAACUCGCAUUUUCACAAGCUUAAUUACGAAGUCUGUUUCCACUGUUUUUUAUUUUAUUUUUUCAAUUUCGAAAUUUGUGAUUGUGAUUUUGGUGUAGAAAAAACAUGUAAUUAUUUGAAAAUGUUUUUAAUAUUGUUAAAUGUGAAAAUGCUUUUCUCUGUCA